GAAGUGUUUUCACCAUCGCUCGUGCAGCUGACCGUUGAUCGCUCAGGGUUUGGUAGUCGGUCGGCGGGCGAUUCAUUUCUGAGAAGAGGAUGCUCUUGUGCGGUGGGUCGUUUAGCAUGUAGCGAAAGGGUGAGUGACCGUAGAAAGUAGGCGUGGAUCCCAAGAGAGGGAGAAGGUAGAACGGGCAGGAGAAAGAAGGGAGGUUAGCUUGGGAGACAGGCGUGUAUUUCAACACGAUCAGGCGUACGCACGCCACCCGUUGCACGAUCACGACAAGUGACACCAAGCUCAACGUGGCAAGACGGAGUUGACAUCAAGGAGUUUGACAAGAAGAAAGGAGCUGGACAGGGUGAAGGGUGAAAUUCCAAGGGAACGCGUAGAGGAGUCCAUCAAGGAAGGCGGUGAGAGAAGGAAGGGGGAGUAGUAUUAUUGAGGGGUCAAGAGAGGGUGGCGGUGGACGCCCACAGCUUAUCUGGGGGUAAACUGGGGGUGCUGGUGAAGUUGUGUGAGGAUUGCAAUGAACAAGGAGACAGGCAAAUUGGAACAAGAGCUGUUAAAGAGAGCGGUUGGGUGAGGGUGGGAGAGGUGGGAGAGGGAAGAGCGGGGGGAGAGGGAGGUGGAGUUUUUGCCGCAGAAUCACGUCGGUUGCCCUUGCGCCAGUGAUCGUCGUCAUUAGGGCGGCAAUGACGAUUGGCAUCUAGUGAUUUCUGAAGGCAAUACAAUUUUGGACUAGUCCUCCUGCUGUCUCCGCUUGCGCGGCAUCUCGUGUGAUUGCCAGUUGUAUGCCUGUGGUGGCUGAGAUGGUGCAUCCAGACGAUGACGAUGGGAGGGGAAGUGAAGAGCAGUACUCACCAAGGCCGCGCAUGAGGUCGCCUCUGCAUAAUCUUGGUGGGGAUGGGGGUCCGCGCUCACCGCAGGAGAUGGCGAGAGAUGAUCGAGAGAACGGGGACAGACGUCGGCAGCGAAUGCCUCGUGAAGACGAACGGGAGAGGGAGCGUGCAAGGAUGAAGGAGAGAGAUCGACACAGUGUUGAUAGAAGGCAUCGUGAUGACCGCGAUCGGGACCGAGAUCGUGAAAGGAUGGAUCGUCGUCCGAGAGAAGAUGUGAGGGAGAGAGAGAGAGACAGGGAUCGGGACCGUGACAGGAGAAUGAGAGAGUAUGAUCGGGGAGAUCGGGACAGAAGAUCUCGGCACAGGUCUCGCUCGCGCUCGAGGGGCAGAUCGAGCAACAGGUCCCGUUCUCACUCACGGUCAAGGUCACGCUCUCGUUCAAGGGAUAGGAAGAAGAAGUGUGCAGGUUCUUCCACCGGGUACUCUUCCAACAGGCAUCGUCAGCCACAUAUCUUUCCUUACCUGUCUGCGAACUUGACACCGAAGGCCUGUAAUCACAAGAAGGGAGAGGAUUGGCUCAUUUGUGUGGCAGCGGCAGCGGCGGCAGCAGCAGCAGCAGCAACUGGCACUACUAGCAGUUUACAAUCCCUAGGUCAACUCGGCACAACUGGAAUGACUCCAACAAUGCCAGGGAUAUUUACGGGAGCCUUUCCGUUUGCGGGCACACAGUUCGGAGGUCUCCCAGCAAUUCCUGCACAAGCUAUGACUCAGCAGGCUACACGGCAUGCAAGGCGUGUUUAUGUGGGAGGGUUGCCGCCAAUGACUAAUGAGCAGAGUGUAGCAACAUUCUUCAGCUCAGCAAUGGCAGCAGUGGGUGGCAAUACAGCAGGUCCAGGUGAUGCUGUUGUGAAUGUGUACAUCAACCAGGAGAAGAAGUUUGCAUUUGUUGAGUUCAGAACAGUCGAGGAAGCCAGUAAUGCCAUGGCCUUGGAUGGCAUUAACUAUGAGGGUGUAUCAGUACGAGUUAGGAGACCCAGUGACUAUAACCCAUCAAUGGCUGCAACGUUAGGUCCCAGCCAGCCAAGCCCACAUUUGAACCUUGCUAAUGUUGGGCUUACUCCGGGCACUCUUCUUAUCAGUGCUGCAGGGGGAGCGGAUGGGCCCGACCGCAUCUUCAUUGGGGGCCUUCCAUACUAUUUGACCGAAACACAGAUCAAGGAGCUGCUGUCCACCUUUGGGCCUCUGCGUGCAUUUGAUCUUGUUAGAGAUCGUGACACGGGCAACUCGAAGGGUUACGGGUUCUGUGUCUAUCAGGACCCGGCUGUGGUGGAUGUUGUGUGUGCAGCCCUCAAUGGCAUGAAGAUGGGUGACAAAACAUUGACUGUCAGGAGAGCGACAGCAAGUGGGCAGCCGAAGCCGGAUCAAGCAAAUGUCUUGCAGCAGGCCCAACAACAGAUUGCUCUGCAGCAGAGACUGGCGCUAGGAGCGACGGGAGCGAAUGCUGUGGGACUGGGCAUGAACUCAGUCAUGCCGGGAAUGCCAUCGAUGUCCAGCAUGAUGUCAGGGAUGUCAGGAAUGUCCGGGUUGAUUCCUGGUAUGAUGGCUAGCAUGUCCAGCAUGGUGGCCAGUAUGAAUCCAGUUGCCGUAAAUAAUCAUGCGGCCCAACCGACUUCUGCUGCCGAGGUUCCGACAAGAGUUGUGUGCCUUGUUCAGGUGGUUACUCCAGAAGAGCUUAAAGACGAUGAAGAGUAUGAGGACAUCAUGGAAGAUAUGCGGGAAGAGUGUGGGAAAUAUGGAACGCUUACAGAUUUGGUAAUACCUCGGCCAAGCUCUACAGGAGAGGAAACGGCUGGACUGGGAAAGGUUUUUGUGGAAUACUCGGAUUCGGCAGCGGCGGCAAAAGCGAAAGCGUCAUUACAUGGGAGAAAGUUUGGUGGCAACACUGUCAUUGCAACCUACUAUCCUGAGGACAAGUUUUCGAGAGGCGAGUAUGGUGGUUGAUUAGGUACACACUGCCGUAGGAGAUCUGCGCGGAUGCUGUUUGGGGUUAGGAAUGGAGAAGGGGUAAAAAUUUUGCAGAUUAGUUUUUUCUGCUUCCCGGUCUUUUGAUAUCCGAGAGUGAAUGUUCUGGUUAUCGGAACGCAGGUGUCUUGAGAGCCAGUGUUAACCGAACAUAUGCAUCGGCAGCAGCAUGCGGGCAGAUACGCACGCACGCACCAGUAAAUUGGCUGCACAUUA
This is a messenger RNA of Chara braunii, 3068 nucleotides long. The record is from the annotation of a GenBank genome assembly. NCBI's taxonomy places the organism in Eukaryota, Viridiplantae, Streptophyta, Charophyceae, Charales, Characeae.